Nematolebias whitei (Rio pearlfish) is the source of this 3008-nucleotide messenger RNA. RefSeq names its product tax1-binding protein 1 homolog A. The record is from RefSeq and is a predicted model, not a curated record. NCBI's taxonomy places the organism in Eukaryota, Metazoa, Chordata, Actinopteri, Cyprinodontiformes, Rivulidae. Bases 3 to 2873 code for a protein of 956 amino acids. The transcript has 16 exons.
CAAUGUCAUCAUUCCAGGUGGUGGACUCCUCGCCUGGCAGCAGCGUCAGCAUCAUGGAAACGUCCAACUUUGCCCAUGUCAUCUUCCAGAAUGUGGAAAAGAGUUUUCUGCCCCAGGCACCCUUGGAGUGCCGUUACACCCUGACCCCUUACAUUACUCCCCACCCAAAAGACUGGGUGGGCAUUUUUAAGGUGGGUUGGAGCACAGCCAGAGAUUAUUACACCUUCCUUUGGUCUCCCAUGCCAGAAAGCUAUGAACCAGGAACUUCUGUGCACAGGACUGUAGUGUUUCAAGGUUAUUAUGUUCCCAAGUCUGAUGGGGAGUUUUACCAGUUCUGUUAUGUCACUCACACGGGUGAUAUCAGAGGAGCCAGCACGCCUUUCCAGUUCAGGCCGACUACUCCCACCGAAGAGCUGCUUACUGUUACUGAAGAUGACAGCAACUCAGACAUACUGGUUGUCACCACCAAGACUGGCUUACUAGAGCGUGUGGAGGAGGCACAGCAGCAACGUAGGGAGCUGCUGAAGGCCAUGCGCCUCCUGCAGGAGGAGAAACAACAGCUGCAGGAGGAGCAGAAACGACUGGCCAGGGAAAGGGAGCAGGAGAGGGAAACGUGUUGCCUCCUGCGAACACACAACCAGGAGCUGCUGCGCUCGUCACAAGGACUUUCAGAGGAGAGGGAGGAGGUAAGGCGGAAGCUGACGGAGGCCAAAGACCGGGUCCGCCAGCUGGAGGAAGACUUGCUGGGAGUCACCCAGAGAGGCCUGCAGAAGGAGACCGAGCUGGACUGUCUGCGAGAUCGUCUGAAGAAGCUCACAGUAGAGCGGGACAGUCUCGAGAGCCAGCUGAAGAAUGAAAAGGAUGAGAGAGAUCUCUAUAAGGCUCACCUGCGCAGCACUGAGCUGGAGAACACCAAGCUGAGCGCAGAGCUUCAGAUGCUGAAGGCGGUGGAGCUGAACAGGGAGGUGACCAUCGCUCAGUUCCAGGAGGAGCUGGAGAGGCUCAGAGUGUGCGUCGCCCAGCGGGACAGUCUGGAGAAGGAGCUGUUGUCUUACAAAGCUGAUAAGGCUGAACUAGGCCGCGUUCGUGAGCAGCUCCGUCAGGCCGAAGAGCAGCUCCAGGCGUCCCGGCAGCAGGCCUCCCUCCUGGCCUCAGAGCUCCGUGAGUCAGCCAGCGCCCGCGACCUCACCAUGACGGAGCUGUACCGCGCCCGCGUGGAGGCUGACAAGCUCCGCGCCAGUUUGACCGAUGCUCAGGCAGAGUGCCGCCGUAUGGAGAGCCAGCUGGACCGCAUGAGGAGCACCACUCACAAGGAGGUGGGUGUUGGAACCAGUGGGGAGGUGACACCCAGCAUCAUGGUGGUGUCCGAGGCAGAGGCCGAGCUGCAGAGGGAGGUGGAGGAACUGAAGCUGCGCCUCCACAUGGCUGCUGAGCACUACAAGGAAAAGUACCGGGAGUGUCAGCGCCUCCGCAGGCAGGUGGCCAAGCUGAACGCCACAGAGACACAGGGGGAGUCGAAGAAAAAUGUGUCGACUGAGACGACACAAGAGCCUCUGACCUCUAGUCCUGAAUCCCCUAUGAAAGGAAAUCUUGCUGCGGCAGUUCUACUGGAAGCUGCAGUGAUGACAGUUCCUGAAGAACUCGAAACCAAGCGACGCACAUCUGCAGAUGCUCACAUCUGCACAGAGCCUGAGGAAAAGCAGGGAGAAAAUUCACUAAAAGAAAAGGCUGAGAAUGAGGCUGAGAGGGAUGUAAAACAGAUGGAAGAUGGUGGAAAUGAAACCAGGGAAAAGGUGGUGAAGAAGGAGAGCCUUCCUGAGGAGAGCUUGAGGAUGACGAGCUGGGUGGAGGUGGGGUGCGACAGGCCGAUCACAGAGGAGAACUGCGAAGCAGAACCUGAGCUGACGGAGCGAGCGAGGGAUGGUGCGGAGGAGCAGAGGCUGCGGGAGGCAGAAGGGCGGAGUCCAGAGGAGGCAGAGAAGGAGCAGACGCUCUCGGUGGAGGCGGAGCUGGCGAUGAUGGAGGAGAAGUGGAGGGAGCAGUGCGCGAUCAACGAGACGCUCAGACAACGGCUGGCUGACGAGGAGGAGCUAUUCAGAGUGCAGAUGGCGGAGCGUACCAGCGAGGUGACUGAGCUGAAACGCAACCUCGCCCAGGCUCUUAAAGACAAAGAGCAGCUUCAGGAGAAGCUGCAGCGGUAUGUGUCCAGGCAGAGGGAGAUGGAGGCUGGCAUUCAGGGUGCUGAGGUCAGGCAGCCCAUGGUGCUGCGCUACCCUCUCCCCUACCCCCAGAACCCCUCCCCACCACCACUCGUGCCACAGAGGCCGGCCGAGCUGCAGUAUGGCAAUCCUUACUCCACAGAGACCUCAAAAGAUCGGGUGGAUGUGCCGUUGUCUCCUGAGAACGCCUCCCGUCCUCCACCCGAAGCGCCACCCUGCGCCCCUCCCUGCGCUCCCCCCAUGUCACCGCCCAGCCCCAGUCCAGGCGCACCAGGCUGGGACCGAGAGGUGGUCUGCAUCCAACCGUCCCGCAGCACCAGCCCCCCUGAGAACACUGAGCAUCCACCUGAGGAGGUGCAAAAAGUGGGCAACGAAGCUCAGCAGUCAUGUGACCAUCAGUCCAACAGACGCAGUGAAGCGAGGAGCAGCUUCUGCUUUGACGCCAGCGCUGUACACAAGCGCUGUCCUCUGUGCGAGGUGAUCUUCCCACCACACUUUGAGCAGCGCAGCUUUGAGCAGCACGUGGAGAGCCACUGGAAGGUAUGUCCCGUCUGCUCCGAGCAGUUCCCCCUCAACUGUCAGCAGCAGCUCUUUGAAAGGCACGUCCUCACGCACUUCGACGGCCACGUGCUCAACUUCGAGCAGAUCGAAUGAAGGACGCCAAGGUUUGCUUUCUGACAUGUACAGGUAAAGCUUUACCUUCAGUCGCUCAGCUUAACAUAUUAUGUACAAUCAUGAGCACUUGUUUUUUUUGCAAUCCUAAACAGUAGAAAUAAUGCACUUUGAAAA